AUGGCGAUUCUUGGCUACCAAUUGGUCUCCACCUUGAUUGGUAUCAGUCUGCUUACUAAACUCAGCGUUCAUUUUUCAUUCACCAGCGUCUUUGUAUUUGGUGGCAUAUAUCGCAGUCUUUUGCCAACGAAUAGAGAAAUCUUGGGAAGCGCUGGACUCACAAAAAUUAAGUCCAAAGGAAGACGCAGCAACGGAGCUGGUGCGGAGGGUAGUUACGAAGGUCGUAAUGAUCCCGCCACCUUUUAUUUCCCUCGCUCAACUCCUCUCAAACUCAGGAAAGCGGAAGUUCGAGGCCACGAAAUCGCCGUUCUGCCUUUCUAUACAGACCUCGUAUGGCUGGUCGAUUUCUCUCUGUGUGCGUUGCUCGUCCUCUUCGCCAACGAUUUCGUCUCUUUCUUCCGACACGUUCUACCCCCCACUUUAUCGACUAAUAAGACCACCUCAUUUUUCCUAUCAAUGCAUAGCUUUUUCACGCCCAGUACCAUCAACCUGAACCUCGUGUGGAGUCUCUUUAUUGUCUGGUUUGCGAUGGGCUCCCUUUUCUCCGUUCUUCGCGUCUAUCUUGGUCGUGGUAGUGGUAAUGAGGCGAAAGUUAAAGAGAGAGCUGUCAGUUCUUCGGAAUGGCCUCUUCUCAUGGUUACUGGGUUUUCAUCAUUCAUCGCUGCAAUGCUAUGCCUUUCCCUUGACGUUAGCUUUCUUGACUUACGGAUAUCGCCAGCCUAUGGCAAUUUGACCUUUUCGUUGUCACCAGAAGCGUCUGGUAGCUCGGCGAUGAGCUGGGGUAUGUUUCAGGCUUAUCUUGCAUUUUACGCGGCUAUGGUUGGGGUAUUAUUUGCCUUCCCCAGUCUCCAAUAUGGGCGCAUUUAUGUACAAACAUUGCGAGACCCCAAAUCCUCGUGGUUGACACGCCUUCUCUUCAAUCUCAACCUCAUCGCUCCGCAGUUAACUCUCCUCCUGUGGGUUGUGCCGCUGACGGCUCGACUCCCCGCCUUACUGCUACAGCACGCAGGAGUGGCUCUGGGCGGAGCCCAAAUGAGUACUACUUGGCUUUCCUUCGUCGUCCUCUGCGCCCGCGCUCUCUCUGAACGAAUUUGCAGCCUACGUCUUCUUUUCACUCUCUUCACCGUUAUACUUCGUGUGGCGAUGACAAAGAGACACAUGCAGGCUUUCUUGGACACUGCUCAAACGCGUCUUGAUCGUCUGAAUCGCGAGCCAGGUCGCAUUACUAAUCGUGAAGUGCAACGCAUCGUCGCCAGCGUCUUCCACUGCUUCAAUUUCGCCGCUCUCCAAUACCUUGCGCCCGCCAUGCUUCUCAUUGGUCUUGCCUUCUCCUACAAGGCCUCUACUGGCACAGGGUGGCUUCCCCUGGCUCCACAGAUCAAUGUUGCCUCUUCCCCAUCCACCUCACUAGCGUCGUUGAUAGAGACUUUCGCGGGGCAAGACUGGGAUCUGAUCUUUACAGCGUCCUGGUUCUCUGCCCUCCAACACACCCGUGAAGCCUUCGGGGAGCUAUGGGAGUCGCUGCGAUGUCAGGCGGGUUACGUCUGCCAGGGCGUGCUGGGUUUCGCUCUUUUUUGGUGCCUUGCCGCGUGGCAGGCUGUCGCAGUCACUGGUGUGGCCUAUCACCGCUUUGUAGAUUAG
Messenger RNA from Echinococcus granulosus, 1641 nucleotides. Its product is annotated as Transmembrane protein. The record is from RefSeq and is a predicted model, not a curated record. NCBI's taxonomy places the organism in Eukaryota, Metazoa, Platyhelminthes, Cestoda, Cyclophyllidea, Taeniidae. The transcript has 3 exons. The coding region runs from base 1 to 1641 and encodes 546 amino acids.